ACGGCUUGUACCAAAGCAAACUUAAUACAUCAAAUUUGUGCUAUUUGCAAGUCAGGAAUGGUUAUCUACCCAGAAUCUCCAGAGUCCUUAUCGAACCAAAGCCGCGUACGCGCCGAGGCCUACUCCGCUUCAAUUCUCCCCACCCCCUCCAACUCCAUGGGCGCUAUCUCAUCGAGAUGAACUACCAAAGGCCCCCUUUCGAACCCUUGCAGUUCGUCCCCGCACGAGACAGGGAGAUGAUGCUAGAUCUUCCAGUUCGGGGGAUUGAUGUCGUCGCCCAUGACUCGCUUGAAAAUGGCGGCAAUCAUUGGUGCUUUUAUCUCAAUGUUACGGAUACUACGUCGGUUCAGUUUGACAUGACUCCGUCCUACAAUAUCCCUGGUGUCACAAACCCCAACGGCAGUAAGGGCUUAUUGGUCAUUAGCUAUAUAGAGCACGCUGUUCCGAUAUCGACUACGUCACAGAAAGUCGUGCGAGUGGACGCUCGCCCUGGCAGCAAAGCGCGAGAUUUCCUCAGCUUAAUACUGAGCCAGAAGCGUCAUCAAUAUGAGUUCAAUUCUGCAGGUGAAGGCUGCAGAUUUUGGACCACCCAGCAAAUCGACCUCUUCCAGAGAUCUGGGAUCCUGAUGAACCUUCCCCAGGUGGCAGAGGCGAAAGACGCUAUUCUUACGAAGUGGCCCAGUGGAAUUGGGUAUCCUCUUGUGAUUGGCACCUACUAUCCCUGAUGGUCGUCUAUCCAUGCGCAUAUCUUGUGGAUGUUUUCCUCUGCGUGUGGUGCAAAUCGCUGUUAUAUUGCGCUCUGUCAGAUUGAUGCUUGGCUCAUUCUGUUUCUGCCAAAGAAAAGACAUAAUAGAAAAUAUAUAAAAACAUACAACAGAAGGGAUUCGCUGGU
This is a messenger RNA of Aspergillus vadensis CBS 113365, 892 nucleotides long. RefSeq lists its product as uncharacterized. The coding region runs from base 177 to 725 and encodes 182 amino acids. NCBI's taxonomy places the organism in Eukaryota, Fungi, Ascomycota, Eurotiomycetes, Eurotiales, Aspergillaceae. The record is from RefSeq and is a predicted model, not a curated record. The transcript has a single exon.